CCCCACCAUUUUUCUCAAGCAGCCAUCUCUACUAAACCCUAGAAUUUCUUAUCCAAUUUUUAGAAACAAAAAUGCCUCUUAUCCCAGAAGAGCCUUUGCUCGCCUCUAACCCAGAUCGAUUCUGUAUGUUCCCAAUUCAGUAUCCACAGAUUUGGGAAAUGUACAAGAAAGCCAUGGCAUCUUUCUGGACGGUAGAAGAAGUCGAUCUAUCUUCUGAUAAUCGUCACUGGGAAAACCUAACAUCCGGUGAAAGACAUUUCAUCACUCAUGUGCUUGCCUUCUUUGCCGCCUCAGACGGCAUCGUUUUAGAGAACCUCGCUGGAAGGUUCAUGAAAGAUGUCCAGGUUGCUGAGGCGCGUGCUUUCUAUGGGUUCCAAAUCGCCAUUGAGAAUAUCCAUUCCGAGAUGUACAGUUUGCUGUUGGAGUCGUACAUAAAGGAUUCUGACGAAAAGAGCAAAUUGUUCCGUGCAAUCGAGACCAUCCCUUGUGUUGAAAAGAAGGCGAAAUGGGCCCUUCGUUGGAUCGAUGGUUCCGAAACCUUCGCGGAGCGCUUGGUGGCUUUUGCUUGUGUUGAAGGGAUUUUCUUCAGCGGAAGCUUCUGUUCGAUAUUUUGGUUGAAAAAACGGGGGUUAAUGCCUGGAUUAACCUUCUCAAAUGAGUUAAUUUCAAGAGACGAAGGUUUGCACUGUGAUUUUGCGUGUUUGCUUUACAGUUUGCUAAGGACGAAGCUAACUGAGGAGCGAGUCAGGGGAAUUAUUGCAGAUGCUGUGGAGAUAGAAAGGGAGUUCGUGUGUGAUGCUCUUCCUUGUGCUCUGGUGGGGAUGAAUGGAGAUUUGAUGAGUAAAUACAUAGAAUUUGUCGCUGAUAGAUUGUUGGAUGCUUUGGGUUAUGACAAGAUGUACAAUGCCCAGAAUCCAUUUGAUUGGAUGGAGCUGAUUAGCUUACAAGGGAAGACUAAUUUCUUUGAGAAGAGAGUUGGGGAGUAUCAGAAGGCCUCUGUUAUGUCCAGUUUGAAUGGUAAUGGUGAUACCCAUGAAUUCAAGCUGGAUGAGGACUUCUAAAUUUAGUAUUCUAGCUUCUUUUUCUUAUUUUUUUAAAAAUAUCUUGGUAUAAUUAGAUUUAUGUUCUUCAGUUAUAUAA
Solanum stenotomum is the source of this 1140-nucleotide messenger RNA. Its product is annotated as ribonucleoside-diphosphate reductase small chain. Gene Ontology annotation, biological process: deoxyribonucleotide biosynthetic process. The record is from RefSeq and is a predicted model, not a curated record. The coding region runs from base 72 to 1061 and encodes 329 amino acids. Lineage: Eukaryota; Viridiplantae; Streptophyta; Magnoliopsida; Solanales; Solanaceae. The transcript has a single exon. Gene Ontology annotation, molecular function: oxidoreductase activity.